This is a messenger RNA of Bolinopsis microptera, 1617 nucleotides long. RefSeq lists its product as uncharacterized. Bases 105 to 1613 code for a protein of 502 amino acids. The transcript is spliced from 3 exons. Gene Ontology annotation, molecular function: acid phosphatase activity; metal ion binding. Lineage: Eukaryota; Metazoa; Ctenophora; Tentaculata; Lobata; Bolinopsidae. The record is from RefSeq and is a predicted model, not a curated record.
ACUUUUUGUUACAUCUCAAUUUAAUUACUGUAAUCAAAUUUUUGAAACACCUUUAAUAAUUUUCGGUGAAUUGUGAUUGAACAUUUCACAAGGAAUAACACAUAAUGAUAAAAUGUUUGGUGCUGUUACUCUUCCAAAUAGCAGUACUGCUUUCACCUCUAAGUUCCGGAAACGAAUACACAGUUGAUGGGGCAUACGAAUAUUCGAUACCAUAUGACUACUCGAUCGGAGACUAUUACGGAGUAAGCGCACCUGAUUGUGGAAAAGAUAUCAAACAACUGGACGUAUUAAAAGUGAAGAAGCCAAACCAGAUCCGCCUCUCGUACACAGGGGAUCCCACAGAGAUGGCUAUAACCUGGACAACCAACUCUGUGAACCACCUCAAUGUGGUGAACUACGGGCUAAUGGAAGCUGACCUGAACUACACAUCCACUUCCAUCUCUCAUCAGUUUAAAUGGCAUUGGGACGAGGAAGAGGCUAAAUGGGUCUACAUCAGUGGCUUCAUACACGAGUGUUUGAUGGUUAACUUGAUGCCCGGUAGGAUUCACUUUUACCAGAUACUAAGUAACGGUGAAUCGUCUCAAAUCCUGAAGUUUGUAGCCGCCCCUGAACCUGGAUCACGAGCUCCAUUAUCAUUUCUACACACCGGGGAUGUAGGAACAUUCGGGACCUCCGUCAUGAUCACCAAGAACAUGAUGAACAGACAGGAGAAGAAACAGUAUCACGGGAUCCUACACUGUGGGGAUGUUUCAUAUGCUAACAAGUUUAACAAGACAAGACCAAGGAGAAUGGCGGAACCUAUUGCCAGCAAAAUGGCUUACAUGGUUUCUCCGGGGAACCACGAAGUAGAUGUGUAUGAUAGUACGUUAGAAAACGGGACGAUAUAUUCUAAGAGGUUCAUCAUGCCAGGCAAUGAACAUUACUUCUCGUUUGGAGUUGGGAUGGUUCACUUUGUGUCAGUUUCCACAGACGAAGACAUCGACCCGAGUUCAACGCAAGGAGUCUGGCUGGACAGAACUCUGGCUAAGAUCAACAAACAAAGGAAUCUUUGGCCAUGGGUUGUGGUGUUCCAACACAGACCGAUCUACAACUCAAACACGAACCAUGGUAAUUGGAGCGGAUCCAAUAAUCACACUAAAGAAGGUUAUGAGAAUCCCUCAUACGGGGGAUGGCCUGAUGAUUACGAAGCUCUAAUUCUAAAACACAAAGUAGAUCUGGUUCUUACAGGACACGUGCAUCACUACGAACGAUCCUGGCCUGUGAAAAACCGAGACGAGGUCACCAAAUCCUACGAAAACGUGACGUCACCAGUCCACAUUACAUGCGGACACGGAGGAAAGGGUCUUUAUGCGGUUGUGUGGGACUCUGACGGCCGAAACACUUACAGACCACACCAACCAGCGUUUUCAGCAGCAAGGGACAACAUGAACUGGGGGCACUGUGAGUUGGAGUUUAUAGAUGAAAGAACAGUGAGACACACUAUGUUUAGGAUGGGUGAGAGUGAGGUUCCAACCGAGGAUGUUCUUAUAACCAAAGCUGCUGGGGGAGGUGGUGCAGCGAAGGUGGGUUUCAGUUUGGGAUUAUUGAUUGGAUGCUUUAUAUUCUGGAGUUGAUUUG